CCUUGUGCUCCCAUGCGGAGAGGACCCCCAGGGGAGCUGAUGCACAGCUGAGACCGAAAAAAACAAGGGUCUGACGUCUAAAUCGCAUCAUGGCGGAGGAGAGCCCAGAGACAGAUGGCCCCAGAUCCUCCAUGCCGGCUGAGCUCCACCAUCCCCACUCUAAGUACUCUCAGUGGAAAUUUAAACUGUUUAGGGUGAAGUCCAUGGAGAAGGCCCCUCUGCCCAGUGAGACACAGCCUGAGGAUGGAGCCUUGUUAGGGAUCUCACCUCCUGCAGCUCCAAAUAUAGACUUAGAUAAUGGUGCGGGUCCAGGGAGUGUUAUGAAAUUGUGCCUAGGGGGAAAAACCAAGGAAAAUGUGGAGGGCCUUGGCCACAGGAUAGAUAUGAAGCUACAGGAAAUGGAGACCCACAUGAACCACCUCAGGGGCUUGUGUCGUCUCUGUGGAAAGGUCCUGAGAAAAGUCAAAGGACCUGUGCACGAUGUUCAAGGGGAUCUGGAUGAGGUCACCAAAAGCGCCCUGCGUAAAAUGAACUGCAAGUUCCUCAGCUGGCCAGAGAUCAUCCUCAAAGUCUUCAAAGUGGAUGUGACAGAAGACAUAGAAUCCGUCCACCCUCUGUCCUUCUGCCAUCGCUGCUGGGUGAUUGCCAUACGAGGAGGAGGCGUCUGCAGCUUCUCCAAAACAAGUGUCCCUGAGUGGAAUCCCCACUCUUCCCCCUGCCACCUUUGCUCCCCCAAAAAACCUUCAUUCAAGCGGACUGGGAGGAAGAGGAGGUUAGCCAUUCCCAGAGCCCAGAGUUUGGGAAAAAGAAGCAGGAGAGACCACGGCGACAGCACUGCGGGUGGUGAGAGGAGGGCUCUGAGACAAUUCGCCGACUAUUAUCAUGGUCCUGUGCUCAGGGGGUGGAGAAAACCUACCAUCCAGAGAGAGCAAUGGGUGAGGAACAUCACCCACUGCCAGAAAGACCACCUGAAUACCAAGCUGAUCUCUGAGAAGCUCCCUGUUGACUUCCUCUUUUCUUUCACCUGCCUGGUGUGUGACCACCUGCUCUCUGAUCCAGUCCAGUCCCCCUGUGGGCACCUCUUCUGCCGCAGCUGCAUUAUAAAAUACAUCCACGUCCUGGGACCUCACUGCCCGGCCUGCAACUUGUCCUGCACCCCUGAUGAUCUCAGUCUGCCUGCCAAAGCCUUCUUAUCAGCCCUACAUUCCCUGCCUCUGCUCUGCCCCAAGAGCGGCUGUGGCAAGCAGGUAAGGCUAGACUCAUUUAAAACUCAUUGUCUGGGCCAUGAGCUGGGUGAGCAGGACACAAAGCAGCAGUCAUCAGACCUUGACAACUACCUGCUAGCCAAUAAAGGGGGAAGACCCCGUCAGCACCUGCUAUCGCUAACCCGCCGUGCCCAGAAGCAUCGGCUCAGGGAUAUGAAGAACCAGCUGAAGGCGUUUGCAGACAGAGAGGAAGGUGGCGACCUCAAGUCUGUGUGUCAGACUCUGUUUCUGCUCUCGCUGAGGUCUGCGAAUGAGCACCGGCAGGCGGACGAGCUGGAGGCCUUGAUGCAAGGCAGAGGCUUUGGGUUGCAUCCUGCUGUGUGCUUGGCCAUUCGGGUCAACACUUUCCUGAGCUGCAGCCAGUAUCACAAGAUGUACCGGACUGUCAAAGCCACCAGCGGCCGCCAGAUCUUUCAGCCCCUGCACACCCUGCGAGCCGCAGAGAAGGAGCUUCUCCCUGGCUUUCACCAGUUUGAAUGGCAGCCGGCUCUCAAAAAUGUGUCCACAUUGUGCAAUGUUGGCAUUAUUAAUGGGCUCUCUGGAUGGGCUUCCUCGGUGGAUGACAUCCCAGCUGACACCAUCACUCGACGGUUUCGCUAUGAUGUGGCACUGGUGUCAGCAUUAAAGGAUCUGGAGGAGGACAUCAUGGACGGGCUGAGAGAGUGUGGGAUGGAAGACAGUACUUGCACCUCAGGCUUCAGUGUCAUGAUCAAGGAAUCCUGUGAUGGCAUGGGCGAUGUCAGCGAGAAGCACGGUGGAGGACCAGUUGUUCCUGAGAAGGCUGUGCGUUUCUCUUUCACUGUUAUGUCUGUCUCUGUCCUGGCAGACGAGCAGGAGAAAGAGGUUACCAUCUUCACUGAGUCAAAGCCAAACUCAGAGAUGUCCUGUAAGCCCCUUUGCCUGAUGUUUGUGGAUGAGUCAGACCACGAGACACUAACAGCCGUCCUGGGGCCUAUAGUUGCAGAGCGUAAUGCAAUGAAAGAGAGCAGGCUCAUCCUGUCUGUGGGCGGACUCCCUCGCGCCUUCCGCUUUCACUUCAGAGGCACGGGAUAUGAUGAGAAGAUGGUGCGCGAGAUGGAGGGCCUCGAGGCCUCAGGGUCCACCUAUGUCUGCACUCUUUGUGACUCCACUCGGGCAGAGGCCUCCCAAAACAUGGUGCUCCACUCCAUCACUCGCAGUCAUGACGAGAACCUAGACCGUUAUGAAAUAUGGAGAACCAAUCCUUUUUCUGAGUCUGCAGAUGAGCUGCGAGACAGAGUCAAAGGAGUCUCUGCCAAGCCCUUCAUGGAGACCCAGCCCACGCUGGAUGCAUUACACUGCGACAUCGGCAAUGCGGCAGAGUUCUACAAAAUCUUCCAGGACGAGAUAGGGGAGGUGUACCAAAAGGUCAACCCCAGCCGGGAGGAGCGGCGCAGCUGGAGGGCAGCCCUAGAUAAACAGCUGAGGAAGAAGCUGAAGCUCAAACCGGUGAUGAGGAUGAAUGGGAACUACGCCCGCAGGCUAAUGACCCAGGAGGCUGUGGAGGUGGUGUGUGAGCUGGUGCCCUCGGAGGAGAGGAGGGAGGCCCUGAGGGAGCUCAUGAGGAUCUACCUCCAGAUGAAACCCGUGUGGCGCGCCACCUGCCCUGCCAAGGAGUGCCCCGACCAGCUGUGCCGCUACAGUUUUAACUCCCAGCGCUUCGCCGACCUUCUCUCCUCUACCUUCAAAUACAGGUACAACGGUAAAAUAACCAAUUACCUGCACAAGACCCUGGCCCAUGUGCCUGAGAUCAUAGAGAGAGAAGGAUCCAUAGGAGCCUGGGCCAGCGAGGGGAACGAGUCGGCGAACAAACUGUUCAGGCGCUUCCGGAAGAUGAACGCACGUCAGUCAAAGGCAUUUGAGCUUGAGGACGUGUUGAAACACCACUGGCUCUACACCUCAAAGUGCUUGCAGAAGUUUAUGGAAGCUCACAAGGACUCUGCCAAAGCUCUGCAAGCUACUAUUGACCCAAUAGAGAGCCAGGAUUAUGAGGACAUGUCUCUGGAAGAUAAUGACUUUUGAUUUUUCUCAAGAUAGUUGUGUGUAAUAUUUGAAUUGCCUCCAUCAGUGAUAUGGACUUGUUUA
Messenger RNA from Epinephelus lanceolatus (giant grouper), 3368 nucleotides. It is a transcript of the gene rag1, whose product is annotated as recombination activating 1. Lineage: Eukaryota; Metazoa; Chordata; Actinopteri; Perciformes; Serranidae. Gene Ontology annotation, biological process: V(D)J recombination; adaptive immune response; pre-B cell allelic exclusion. Gene Ontology annotation, cellular component: endodeoxyribonuclease complex; nucleus; DNA recombinase complex. Gene Ontology annotation, molecular function: double-stranded DNA endonuclease activity; metal ion binding; sequence-specific DNA binding. The record is from RefSeq and is a predicted model, not a curated record.